Molecule: messenger RNA, 2304 nt
Organism: Thecamonas trahens ATCC 50062
Lineage: Eukaryota; Apusomonadida; Apusomonadidae
Exons: 1
Coding region: 1-2304 (767 amino acids)
Source: RefSeq, a predicted model, not a curated record
AUGUUCGGCGAUGACUCAUCCGGGGCUUCCAAACUGGCCAAUGCGCUCGCCCGCGGGUACAUAUCCGGCAGCAAUGAGGCAGUCUCGGCCGAGGCCGGGGCGCUCGGUCCAGGCACCCGGGUCGGCUUUACGUGGGUCCCGACCAGCGUCGCCAACUUGCCCACGCCAGAUACCUCGUGCCUGUCAUCCCGCUAUCAGUGGGACGCAUCACGUGCCGUGCCCGAGCCUUACGUCGCCGUCAUGCUUGUGUACUCGCUGACCGAUCCAAAGUCGCUGGCAAGCGCCAUCGGCGUGUGGGCCGAGACCGCCCGCACCAUGUUCGCCGACCGCUCGCCGGAUCACGUGCACUUCUUCCUCGUGGCAAAUCACGACUCUUCGCCGACGCCUGUCGAUCUGAGUGGCCUGACCUCCGCCAUCGCAGCCGAGCUGGAGCCCGACUCGUCGCCACAGACUGCUGCCGACGUCGGUCGCCGCGUCCUCUGCAGGAUGAUGAUCGGAGGGGACGAUGGCGCCGGACCGUCAGGCAGCAGAGGCGCGGCUGGCGUGAGCGUGACCCGCUCGCCGGUCGGCGGCGACAUGCCGCUUGAUGUCGCACUCAGCGCGCCCAAGCCGCGCUCGGCGUGGCUCCUCGCCCGCAGGCUCCACGAGGCCGGUUACAACUACCACAUCGAGUCAGGCCAGUUCUCGGCGUUCAUCACUGCCAAGCUCAUUCGUUUCGUCCGCAAGGUAGCGGCAGUGGUGAGCGCGUUUAUUGCCGAUCCGACGCUGCCCAAGCCGCAACUACCGACGCUGCGCGCGCCGUUGCCGCAAGUCGGCAGCAUCAACCUCGACUCGCAGGCCUCCAGGACCGCCCGCCCCGCCUGCUACCCAGGCAAGCUCGGGUACAGCGACAGCGUUCUUGCGGUUCUUGAUCAAAAGUUUUCCCGCCUCGCCGACGCCGAGCUGUAUCUCAUCGAGCCCGAUGCAUGCGGGCGUGAGAGCCUCCCGCUCUACUCGCCGCUCGCUGCCGGGCUCUACGCACCGUACUUUUCGCGGAUCUCUCUUGCCAACGACUCCGACUUUCGCCAUGUGCGCGCAGUUGAAAAGGCGAUUGCCACCAAGAGCCACCGCAAGAAGAAGCUCUACAACGACGCCGAGAUGAUGGCCGCCGUCAACGACCCACCUGUUCCGCUUGAAGUCAACACCUUGGCGGUCGGCCCGCUGCCACGAGCAUGGGCCGAUCUCUCGGCUGGCGAGGCAAGUUUGUUGCGCCUCCCGCGCACCCUCACCGCCAUGCCGGCGUUUGUUACCAUGGAUGAUCUCUCAAAGCUGCGGCGUGCAGUCUCCAUCUUCACGCUCUCGCAGUCCUGGAUCCACUCGUUUGCCAAAACCGUGGACUCGGCGGUGUACAACGGGACAGUCGCCGGUGAGCAAUUCAACAACGGGACGUACAUCACCACAUUUGACCACCUUCUUGAUCCCGAGGUGUAUCCUAACCCAUUUCGGACGUACCCGUGGACGGAGCGAUUUGCCCUCGCCACGUCCGACGUGGUUGUCGAGUCGACCUGGCCCGGUGAGCCGCCGCUCGCCAUCCGCGCCCACCGAGUGGUCCUCGCGCUGCGAUCAGCGGCGUUUGCGGCUGUCGUCGAUCGCGAGGCCAUGAACGCGUCCGCGACCACUCCCCGCGAAGUAUCGUUGCAGCCGGAUCCGGCGUGCCACCACCCGUUUGUCGUUGACACUGAAGCCUGGACCGAGGCCAUGGCCGCCGACCGCGGCUUCAUCGUCGAGUACGGCACCGAUGGUCUCGCCACUCGGAUCCAGGUCCCACUUCCGGCGCGCUCACUCGGGACCUACAUCGAGUGGCUCUACGACCCGAUCAUGAUUCAGCUGAAGCGUGGGACUAUACCGUUCGACGGCAUCUAUGUCCUCCCUCUCCUCGAGGCUGCAGGCGUCUUCCACGACACCUACGCCCGCGCGCUCUUUUUACGGGCAUACACCCACCAGGAAGGCAACCUCGCCCGCGACAAGCUCUCGGCCGCCCUCGCUGACAAAAUGUAUGCGCAUCCGGAGCAUGCGUGUAGCUUCCUGGCUGAAUUGCUGAACAGAGGGUCGCUGUCGGCGCCGGCACGUCUCCUCCGCGAGUCUAACGUUGUUGCGCCGGCCGAGCGCAUCGCCCUCCUCCGUGGCGACAAGCGGCCGACACCGAUGGUGCAGGCUGUCCUCGCCGCAGUAGUCAUCUUUCCGUGGCCCAAGUACGCCGCCGUCCCACACCUGCACACAUCUGAUCCGCGAUGGGGCCACCCCGACGUCCCUGUCCAGUCGUAG